UCCGCCCCUUCAGGUGCGGGAAGUCUGAAGCCGGCAAACAUGGCGGUCUCCUACUGCCUCAGCCGGGCUGCGACUGCCUUUACAGCGGUGUUGCUCUUUUCCUUCGGCAGCGUGGCCGCUAGUCAUAUCGAGGAUCAAGCAGAACAGUUCUUUAGAAGUGGCCAUACAAACAACUGGGCUGUUCUGGUGUGUACAUCCCGAUUCUGGUUUAAUUAUCGACAUGUUGCAAAUACUCUUUCCGUUUAUAGAAGUGUCAAGAGGCUAGGUAUUCCUGACAGUCACAUUGUCCUAAUGCUUGCAGAUGAUAUGGCCUGUAAUCCUAGAAAUCCCAAACCAGCUACAGUGUUUAGUCACAAGAAUAUGGAACUAAAUGUGUAUGGAGAUGAUGUGGAAGUGGAUUAUAGAAGUUAUGAGGUAACUGUGGAGAAUUUUUUAAGGGUAUUAACUGGGAGGAUCCCACCUAGUACUCCUCGGUCAAAACGUCUUCUUUCUGAUGAUAGAAGCAAUAUUCUAAUUUAUAUGACAGGACAUGGUGGAAAUGGUUUCUUAAAAUUUCAAGAUUCUGAAGAAAUUACCAACAUAGAACUUGCAGAUGCUUUUGAACAAAUGUGGCAGAAAAGACGCUACAAUGAGCUACUGUUUAUUAUUGAUACUUGCCAAGGAGCAUCCAUGUAUGAGCGAUUUUAUUCUCCUAAUAUAAUGGCUCUAGCUAGUAGCCAAGUGGGAGAAGAUUCACUCUCGCAUCAACCUGAUCCUGCAAUUGGAGUCCAUCUUAUGGAUAGAUACACAUUUUAUGUCUUGGAAUUUUUGGAAGAGAUUAACCCAGCUAGCCAAACUAACAUGAAUGACCUUUUUCAGGUGUGUCCCAAAAGUCUGUGUGUGUCUACUCCUGGACAUCGGACUGAUCUUUUUCAGAGGGAUCCUAAAAAUGUACUGAUAACUGAUUUCUUUGGAAGUGUACGGAAAGUGGAAAUUACAACAGAGACUAUUAAUUUGCAACAGGAUUCAGAAAUCAUGGAAAGCAGCUAUAAGGAAGACCAGAUGGGUGAGGAACUAAUGGAACCUCUGAAAUAUGCUGAACAACUUCCUGUAGCUCAGAUAAUACACCAGAAACCAAAGCUGAAAGAUUGGCAUCCUCCAGGGGGCUUCAUUCUGGGACUAUGGGCACUUAUUAUCAUGGUUUUCUUCAAAACUUACGGAAUCAAACAUAUGAAGUUCAUUUUUUAGACUUGAUGAUAUAUGAAGAAUGCAUGAAAGACUGCAACCUUGGAUAAUAAUUUAUGUCAUAUAUUUUUUAAAAUGCGUUGCUUUUAUGUGAAUUGGAAAUAAGUAUAAGAAAACUAGAUUUGAAUCAACUAUUUCAUAACUUAAAAAUAAUUCUUAAUGCAAUUAAUGGCAUUAAAUAUUAUUCUAGUUUUAUAUUUGCAUAUUAUAAAAGCAAAUGGGACAAAAAGAUCAGAAUACAUUGAUUGUUUUUGAAAAUAAUAAUUUCCCUUUAUCCCCUUUUCAUUUAGAAAAGAAAAAAUUGUGAAAACAUUACAUUCUCACAGAGGUAGCUUCAGUUAAUUAUUUUCUGUAUAUCCUCUCAAUCUUUUGACUUAUGCAGUUAUUUUUUUUCCAAUAUGGAGAUCAUAUAGAAUAUACUACUUUGUAAUCUCUUUUUUCAUUUUACAAUAAGAGAAAAAAAUUAACCUUUCCCUCUCAAAAAUACAUUGUGAAUGACGACAUAGUAUCCACUGUAUGAAUGUUUAAUUCAUUUCACAGUCUUCUAUUGUUUGACCACUUACAUUGUUCCAAAUGUUUUCCUUUGGUUUAUUCUUUACCGUAUUAAUAUUUUGCUGUCGGUCACUCAUGGAAUCCUUUAGCUUUAAUUAAAAGCAAAGAUGAAAAAUUGUUUUUUAAAUUUAUGUCACUGACAAUCUCCAGGACCUUAUUUGUUGUCAGUUUAUUUGGGAAAUUUUAGACCUUUUGUAAUUUUACGUAUUGACUGCCCAAGAGAAACAUACCCCAUUAUUUUUCAUUUCUAAGCAUUCUGUGAUCUUCCAGAAUUGGUCACCUCCUCUUUAAAGAGAGAGCCAACAAGAACUUUACUUCAUUCUGUUUAAGGCAAACCUUGCCUACUGGCUCUAUCUAUACUUUCCCUGAGAAAAAUCCCUUAAAGUGGAUGACCUGUGAAAAAAUAAAUGCUUAUGGCCCAGCUGUCAUGUCCAGCUGAUGUAUCCCAUAAGGCAGUAAACCCCUUUUCUGGUCUCUGAUAAGAUGCCAGAGCUUAUAUCCCCAUCACUGACAUUUUAGCUUGGAAUUAAUAUUGAGACUGUGCUGUGAUCAACCCCUGAUACUGUUUUUUCUUUUAAAAGUUCUGCAUAUGAGUGGAGGAAAAGCCUAAAAGUUCAGUAUUUAUGUCUGGGGGGAUACCUUCAAGUGUCUUAUCUGUUUUAUCCAAGAACUUAAUGUGUUUAUCUUUAUUCAGUGCAAAGAUCUGUUUUAUAAUUUUGUUUAUAAUUGUAGGUAACAUUAAGAAGACAACCCUUCCUCCACAAGAAAACCCCUAAAAUUAAUAUUACUUAAGAUUUGUUUUUCCUUUUGCAUUUAAAGUAUUACCUUUUAAUUGCAUGCAAGAUUGUCAUACUUUUCACAGGUAAAGGGUUUACUCUGUUAUCUUCCUAGUUAGAAAAAAUGAUAUUGAGGCUUUUUGCUAGCUCUGAAUCUUUGUUUUAAUUGAUCUUUUUAUUGGUGUCUUAUAUAAAUGAGGAAGGAAAAUUUUGUUUGAUUAUAUGAAGGAUCUUUUUAUACAUGAAAAGAAGGGAAAAUAAACUUGCAGUUGAAUAGACUGAUUACAGUAGCAAUGAGGCACAAAAAGAUUGACCAUGUUGCCCUCCAGACACUCAUACAAGGUCAUGGACAUCAUGGUUAGGCGGAGCUAUUUAGGGUGGUAAAGGAAUUAUGAUUGUUCUUGAGCCAAGUAAUUUAGUUUGAAUAUAAUGAAACAUACCCUGAUGGUAAAGACUGCUAGAAAGUAAAAGGAUUCCUCUUCAGAGGUUGUAGAAGGUGCCCUUCUUAGUUAAAACCAAACUGGGAAAAGUAAUACUGGAUAUAAUAUUCAGGAUAAAUUUUGCCUCGGCAGAAUUUCAAAUGGCAGUUAUUCCUCUGUUUCAUUAUUGAAUCUUCAGAAUAUAGUUAAAGCCAAAAGCUUAAAAUACGUUGUUUCAUUUAUUUUACAUAGAGCAUAUUCUGCCUUUCUGUUUUAACUGUUUUAACAUGUGAAAGAAAUACGUUACAAAUAUACCACAAGGUACGACUAUAAAAUAAUGAGAUCAGUAUCCAUUUUUGCUUUAUAGACUUGGCCUUAUUACUUCAUUGUCACAUCUCAUACUCAAGGGCAUUUACUACAAAGAAAGUGUUCUCCAAUAUUGCUGUUCUGUUGCUGCCUGCCCUGUUUACACAUGUACCUGCUACUUAAAUAGGAAUAACGAAAUCCUCUGCAUGUGGUAGAUGAGUAUAUUUAGGUAAUAUUGUCAGCGCAGUUAAAUGACCUACAAUUUAAGUGAUAACAUAAAAACAGAUCCUUAAAUAUAUAAUACUUGAGUCACAGAAGCUGAACAACAGAAAGGUAUUUUGUUUUUGCCUUUCUCACAGUGCCGUGGUGAGGAUCAAUCAGAUGAGAUAAUAUUUUGACUAAACACUUUGGAAAUUGUAAAUAUGUGAUGGCAUUAUUGUUCUUAUGUUGGCUUAGGAGGAUACCAAGGGGGAAGUUAAUGGUGACAGUGUCCCUGUUUCUCUUGCGCUUAUGUACAUUUCUAAGCUACUCAAUGUGAUUCUUGUUCUCUUUGGUAUUCUUUUUCUCCUCCCCCAUGGUGUCCUCCGGGGAGAAAAGGAAUGUAGAUAAAUGAAUCCCAGCAGACUUGUCCUGACAUUUCAGGGAGGGACAGUGUAUAAUGAUGCCAUCCUGCAAAGCCAGGCUGUGUGAGAAAAAGAAAUCAAAUGAUGUGGAUUUUAAAGUUACAAAAUACAUUCAUUUGCAGUUUAUGAAAGGAAAAUGUAGUUUGGAUGCAAAGCUGAUUAAAUUGGAUCAAGAAAAAUUAGAAUUAAAUGCAAAAAAUAAUGCAUGCAUUUAUGGUUUCAAUUUUUAUAUAUUCUCAGCUAGUUGAAAAUGAUGAUUCCCACAACAAGCAUAACUCAGCUUGUUUCUGCUGAGUAUUUUCUACUAUGGUAUAUGUUGAUAACAUUUCUUCCAUUAUGUAUGUUGUAUACCAGAGUUACAGUUACUGUGGGAAUCAUAAUUUGAAAUUUUGACUCCUGUGUUUCUGGAAUCUUUACAACAAGUUUUGCAUUAACAUAUACCCUUUUUUCAGUUCACUUUACCAAAAUUAAGCCCAUCUGUAGCAGAUACUGUUUUAACAUGCAAAAUAAAUACAUUAUAAACAUACCACAAGAUAUGGCAAUAAAAUAAUGAGAUCAGUAUCCAUUUUUGCGUUGUCACAUCCCAUACACAUUUACUACAAAGAAAGCAUUCUCCAAUAUUGCUGUUCUGUUGCUGCCUGCCCUAUAUACACAUAUACCUGCUACUUAAAUAGGAAAGCCUUUCAAUUCAUGGGCAAUAUCCCUUGGUGGUGACCCGGCUUUUAUUUUUUUUUCUUUUAGUGUAAAAAAUGUACUGUUUUGGAAAUGUGCUAUGAAAUAUUUGGUUUAACUGUGUAGAUCCUAGAAUAAGGGGAUUGAUAUAGAUGAAGUUGUAACCAAGAGACUGGUUAUUAAAAAUUCAUUUCCUCCAAA
Messenger RNA from Saimiri boliviensis boliviensis (Bolivian squirrel monkey), 4773 nucleotides. It is a transcript of the gene PIGK, whose product is annotated as phosphatidylinositol glycan anchor biosynthesis class K. Gene Ontology annotation, cellular component: GPI-anchor transamidase complex. Gene Ontology annotation, biological process: attachment of GPI anchor to protein; proteolysis. Lineage: Eukaryota; Metazoa; Chordata; Mammalia; Primates; Cebidae. The record is from RefSeq and is a predicted model, not a curated record. Gene Ontology annotation, molecular function: GPI-anchor transamidase activity.